AUUAAGACAAAGCCCAUUGCGAGCCACCGUAUUAAUCUCCAUACCGAACAGAGCCUAUGCGAUUGGUUUAAGACUGAAUAUCGUCCGGCAUUAGAGGAAACUGGUAUAUGCUAUGGGGACCGGAUAUAUAAUAUGGACGAGAAAGGAGCACGAAUUUGUAUGCCUGCAGGAGAGGAGGUUAUUAUACCAAUUGGAAUCAAAGAGAUAUAUACGGGAAUACCAGAGAAUCGCAUGUCUCUUAUAAUAAUUGAGUGUAUAUCUACAAAUGGCAAGGCAAUUCCUCCGGUAGUAAUUAUACCUGGAGUCAUGAUUAUGGUUUCCUGGUUCCACGAAAAUAUAACCGGCCACGAGGUUAUUACAGUCUCUCCCACAGGAUAUACAAACGAGGGGAUCUAUAUGGUUUGGCUAGACCAUUUUAUUAAGCAUAACGAUUGCGGGCCUAAUAAGGAGUAGCAUAUUCUCUUAAUUAACGGAGCAACUUGCCACCAAGCGGACGAUUUUGUCUUAAAAGCUA
Molecule: messenger RNA, 514 nt
Organism: Hyaloscypha bicolor E
Lineage: Eukaryota; Fungi; Ascomycota; Leotiomycetes; Helotiales; Hyaloscyphaceae
Exons: 1
Source: RefSeq, a predicted model, not a curated record